GGGUCUGAGUCUUGGUUGAAGAAUCUGCUACUACAUUUCCCAGCAUGCUCCACCGACAGCCUCCUUGCCUGUCGGGAGUUGUAGUCUUUCCAUUGUGCAACAUUGCUUGCGGCGAAUCUAGGCUACAACUAUUUCGUGGGGUGAAGAAGUGUGAUGGCAAGUGUGAGUGCUUUAAAAAGCGCACUCCCAGGACGACUCCUGCCAGCCUUAAGCUGAUUUAUUAGACUUUGCCUCUCCCUAGGGAUCUGCGAAUUUAUUUUUGGCCAAGGGUUAUUGAUAAUACAUGCAAGAUCGCAACCAGCCUUUCUCAACCUUGGGUCCCCAGAUGUUUUUGACCUACAACUCCCAUCAUCCCUGACCACUGGUCCUGUGAGCUAGGGAUCAUGGGAGUUGUAUUCCAAAAACAUCUGGUGACCCAAGGUUGAGAAAUCCCAACAUGGGGGGCCCAGAUGUUGACUACUACCCCCAUCAUCCCGAGCCACCCGCCAUCUGGAGAUCCAGGAUCGGGAAGGGAUGCAACCAGACCCUUUUGUUUCAUUUUCUAACACAGUACAAAUUAAAGUCUGCGCUAUGUUGGAGAAAAUUAAGACACUUCCAGGCAAUAGCUAUUCCUGGGAAAAUAUAUGCCACUAGUGAUUUUUUCUCUCUGUUUUUGGACAGUAGGAAACCCUAAGAAAGGUUAAACGCAGCAAAAUUGCACGUUUAACACAAAAGUAGACUCUCUCCUAGAAAGUGUAGCCUUGCAGCCUGAACCCCUCGACAACAUUUAGGACCAUUUCCCCUCCUUCAGUUUGCGGUGUGGGAAGAUGAUGCUCCCCUCUCCCGACGUGGGUCGGCCUGACCUUCCUGCAAGUUUACUUUUUAUAAAAAAGAACAUUUAAUAAAUAAUAAUAAAUGCCAAUAUGUUUGUAUGUCAAAUACAACGUGCCCCUAACAAUGUGUGCGGCAUGCGUUUGUCUACCACCCCUAAGCGCUCCCUGGAUAGCAAAGCGGUGCAGCCGAAGUAAAAUGAGCCAGCGCGAGAGCCGUCAAGAGGACUGGAAACUUGAAUCCCAGGGCGUUUGGAGGAAAGCCUACGGCAAACCUAAAAACUGAGGGCAUCGUUUGGGUUGAGGUGAGGCGGCUGGCCACCCCCCGCCACUCUCCGUUUGGUUGCCUUCCCUUCCUUCUCUAUAUCCCCAGAGAAGAGGGGCAGGCGCUGGAGCUCCGGCCUGGAGGGUGGAGAGGAUUUGGGCGUGCGCGCCAAAAGGGGCGGCGAGUCGGACAGAUCUGAUCUUCCUCCCAUCUUCGUGUCCCCCCCCCCCCUUUCUGGAGAGGUCGAGAGAGGGCCCUGGCGCCCGAGGGCUCCCCUCCAGCCCGCUCUCCUCGGCAGACAUCCUCGCUCGCUCGCGCCCCGUCCCGCCCUCGCCGCUCCAAGGCUUCCCCGCUUCCCUCCCCUCCUCCACUGACGCAGUCCGUGCUGCACCAGAUCCUAACAUGGCGGCGGCGAGGUGGUGAAGAGCGCGGCGGCGGCGGAAGGAGACUCCGGGCCGAGCGGGCAAGCGCGGCGGCGGGCGGGCGGGUGAGUGAGUGGCUUGAGCCGGGCUCUCCUCCGCCCGAGGGGCCGCGGCGUCGCCGCCGGCGAAUAUUUAAGGGCCUCGUGGUGAGGGGGAAAAGGGGAGCAAUGGCGCGGGAGGCGAGAGGGCUCGGUCCUCUCUCUCCGUUUGAAUCUGCCUCGCGAGGGGCGGGCGGGCUCCCUCACGGCCGACUCCGCAGAGGGCUCGGCCGGCCCGAGUGUCGCCCCCUCAACAAGUCCCCGGGUGGGCCGUUGGGGAAGGCGGGGGGAAGACGAGAGGUAGUUUCUCGGCGGCGAAUGACUUGAGAGAGAAGCGCGAGGCCUUGAAUGUGGAGGGUCUUCCCGCGAUUCAAUCUCCGGGAGACGCGGACUGGGUUCGGGUGGGCAAACUUGGGAGGCCGCGCGGGAGGCGGUUUCGAGAACCGUUGCAAAUAGUUAUGAAUGAAAGCGGGCGCUCACGUCCCUGUAAUUAAGGGGGGGGGGCGGAAAGGAAGGUGGCCUGGCAGUUGGCUUAAAAAUAAUACCUUAACUAGGGGCAAGAAGUCGCGGGAUAAACGUGCACAGGAGCGGGGAGGGAUAGGGGAGUAAGCUCAUGGCCCAAAGGAAACAUUUUGCACACUCCGAAGUGUGAUAAAAAGCUACGUGAUAUUGUUGUACCUGUACUAAUUCCUCCCCGCCCCCGCCCCAAAAUGCUGUAUGCAGGUUGAUAGUAGACAGCACAAAGUUUAAAAACCAAAACAGAAAAAACACCACAGGCUAUUUGACAAGGUAGGGGUCUUUUAUUCGAGAACUGGAUCACUUUGCUCGGCUCUGUUUGGAAAGAAGUUAUGUGCAGCUUGACGUCUAUGGAAUGGUAAAAUAAAGGAGCAGAUUAAUGUGCUUUGCUUUCUGAAACUGCAGUCUGAAAUGUAAGGGGAAUGGGCCUUUCCAGAAACAUCUGUAAGGCUUGCUUUCUCACCAAGUUCCUUUAUCAAUGGAAGGAAGAAGUGCCCCCCCCCACAUCUGUGUUGGGACUGAUGCAUCUCAAGUCAUUCAAAAUGAUCACAGCCAAGUUUGCAGGUGACUCCCAAAUUAUUUAGGAUGGUGAAGGCCACAGUAGACUCUCCAUGUGGUGAAGGGGCAGCAAAAUGGCAAAGCCGCCCUGAGCCCAGCUUCGGCUGGGGAGGGCGGGAUAUAAAUAAAAAUUUAUUAUUAUUAUUAUUAAAUGAGUUUCAAUGUACAGUGGUACCUCAGGUUACAUACACUUCAGGUUACAUAUUCCGCUAACCCAGAAAUAGUGCUUCAGGUUAAGAACUUUGCUUCAGGUUGAGAACAGAAAUCGUGCUCCGGCAGCGCGGCAGCAGCAGGAGGCCCCAUUAGCUAAAGUGCUUCAGGUUAAGAACAGUUUCAGGUUAAGUAUGGAUCUCCGGAAUGAAUUAAGUACUUAACCCGAGGUACCACUGUAAGUGUAAAAUCAUGCACACCAAGGCAAAAGAAAGAAAGAAAAGGACUUACCUGAGAUAAAAGUUGGUGGAUGGGAUCUUAAUUGGUUGUGACUGACUGCUAUAAGAGAUCUUGGGGUAGUGGUGGACGGCUCACUGUAACAGAGGAAGCAGUGAAAAAAGGUAGGCUGUUGGACGUUAUUAGGAAAGGGACUAAAAAAUAAAAUUCUGUUGCCAUAGAGCAGGGGUUGGAAACCUAAGGCCCACAGGGGUCAUUUAACCUGCCCAUGAGCCGCCCCCGAACCGAGCUGCCCACUCGGUGAGUCCUGGCAUGCUGCACUAAACCAGCGUGGCACGGGGACUCGCUUCCACAGUGCCGAAAAUCACGUCUGCACAGACGCCGGAAAACGCGGGCACGCAGGCAGUCCGGCCCAUGAAGGGAUUUCCACUGGAGUGAACUGGCCCGGGCAAGGUAAACCUUGCCAGCCCCUGCCAUAGUGCAUAUUCCAGCCAUAACUGGCAUACCAUAUGAAGUUCUGAUUGCCCUGUCUCAAAAAGGAUACAAUAGCACUGGAACAGAUAAAAAAAGAGCCAUUAAAACCAUCAAGGGUCAGAGCAUAUUCCAGUGAGGAAAGGUGUAUUUGGACUUUGUUUUUAAGGAACUAAGGAACUGUGAUUAUGUGUCAGUUUCAUGCCUUAAAAUAUUUGGAAGUAUUUUAAUUGAAAUUAUUUUCAAUUAAUAAUUUUGUUUGAAUAGAAAAUAUAAGCCUCACUAAAUGCAUGUUAUUUAUCACCCCCCAAGUAAAUAUUUCAGUUCAACUAUUUUUAGCUAUUAGAAAAACCUUUAUAUCACAUGUAAAGUUAUAUCACAUGUAAAGUUAUCAUGACACACUUUUACAAUUUUGUUUAAUUGUCAACUAACCAUGUUAAAUUAAGUUUCUCUCAAUUUAUGGCAAUGGAAAACUUCAGGAAAUUUCUAGGAACAUUGUCCAAUUCAAAAUUUUCUAGGAAACCCACAUGUCUGCUUGUACAGCUUUGAAUAUUAUGUGCUAAAGAUACUCUUCUCCCUUUUUAUGCCUUAUUUCUUGGCUUUCCAGAGGCAUCUAGCUGACCACUGUUAAAAUCUAGAUGGGCUCUCAGUCUGAUCCAACAGAGCACUUCUUAAAUAUUGAAAAAUGAUAGCUAGCCGCUGAGAUCGCCAUAGCUCAACAGUAGAAGACUAAAAAAUCUCCAGUUAACCUAAUGAUAAAAGAACUUAUGGAACUUGGCCAUAACACAAAAUUUGUGUCUUUAAAAAUGCAGAAAAUUGAGAAAAAAAUGCAGCAUGUUGGGAGUUUAUAUCCUAUACCUCCAACUAUACCUCCAACUCAGAGGUACAAAAAGAGAUUUGGUUAUCAUGAUAUUUUUGUUUUUAAACAAUUAUACUGUAACUUAUCUGUGAUUUCCUGCUCUUGUGUUUGAGCAACUAUUUGUUUAUUGUGUUACAUUGAUACACACACACACACACACACACACACACACACACAUAUAUAUAUAUAUAUAUAUAUAUAAAAAAUGGUGACUGACCUGUGGGGAAUCCAUUGUUUACAAACUUACCUAUCCAAGCCAUGUUUGCUAGGGAAAGAAUCUUCCACAUAGAGUGCAGGCCACACUUCUGUAAACACAGUAGUCUGCUAAACAGACCAGAUCCUUCUGUGAUGUAGAUUUUGAAUGAAUACUUUCCUUUCCCCAUACUCUUUUCUAUGAGCUUAUUGGCAGGUGUGGCACAACUGAAGUCCAUGCUGUGAGAUGGUGCGACUUAUAAUCCAAACUCCUCUCCCCAGCCCAACAGGAUUUAUGGAGUGGUGAGGCUUCUGCUAAAUCAGAGCUUUCCAUGUUGGUGACACACUUUUUAGGCAUGCAUAAUUUUGCGACAGUAAUUCAAUUUUACUAGCAAACCAGAGGUUAAACAAACCCCUUUCUAGCCCCUGGAGGAGCACAGGGUUCGUUCACGCGACACACUGCAGCCAACACGCUAACAUGUUGUGACACACACUUUGGAAAGCUCUGUGCUAAAUGUACAGCCCGACAACUACAAUGACCAGGGCACAAGGUGGGUUGUGGGAUUUCUGGGCCAGAUUAGAGCUGGUGCAGUGAUUGGUCUCAGUGUGGGACUUUCCUCUAGUUGCUGUUUCAGGGCUUUCCACCUGCUGUCAGUGGCACUGCACACUUGGUGGACAAAGGGGGAGCUCCAUGCCUCUGGUGGCCAGCAGGAGGCUGACAGAGGGGCACCUCUGCCCAGUCCAAACCUCCCCACCACCACCACUCAGCACAGAGGGGCUUGGAUUGUUCUAUCUACAACUCUGCCUUGAUACAGUUUUGCAUUUCACCUCUAGGGAAAGGGCGGAGUGUCACAUGCUGCAACUCCUUGCUGCUGAUCAUCCUACAGGCCUCUUAGAGUUCGAAAGACAAAACAGUUUGUUGAAGGAACAUCUGCCUUGUGCUUUCAAAUGGUUCUUAGCCUUUCGUCUAAGUUCCUUCCAUCUGUCACUCUUUGCAAAGUUGCUAGCAAUGCUUAGGUUAGUAUGGGGAACUCAUAGUCAUGACUGCUUUUCUUUAUUGUGAAGAACAUUGAGAACAUCUGGAAUCCCUUGCAGAAUCUGACUUCUCAGCAUGUUGGAUCCAUUUAUUCAAACAUGAAUAUGCAAACAUGAAUAAUAAAUUACAGCUAUUAUGAGAUUGGUGCGUUUGGUUUCCCACAGUGAACAAUCAACUACCAAGGGGCAUUGGUUCGUAUUUGUUUCCUUAUCUACCAUGAAACAUUGAGACAACAAUCCCUAAUAGCAAAGUCAUAACAUCUUCCAUAUAAUAGUCUCAUAAAACAAUAACUCACUGUAUGAAAGGCAGUCCAUGGCUUUCAGUUUCAAAGGAGCAAACUUUCUAGCACUCCUGGCUAAGGGAUAAAUUUUGAAAAUGUAUCUAAUCAUUUGACUCUAAUCAAUCCUUUGGUAAUCAGAGAGCAAGAAAGAUGAGUGUUCUACACACUUCUCUGUCCUCCCCUCAUUACCUUAUACUGCCCCUUGUCUGCUCAGUACCACAAUUUACAAAAUAGAAAUUUCAAUAUGGCAGUUGGAUUCAGUUGUGUAUAUCAGGUAAAUUGUCUGAAAAUGUCAGUUGCAAAAUUUAUUCUAGACCUUGGAUUUCCUUAAUACAAUAUUUGUGUAUUUCAUGGAGAGGGCUCCUAGGUUCAAGGGUUUUAGAGAAAUCUAAAUUUGAACAUGAAUCCUUUAAAAAGCAACAACAUGUGAGUAGUGUUUUCAGAGAAUGCUUGUAUCUUAAGGGUUUGCUGUUUAUUAUCUGCAAGAGAUCAUGUAAGGUAAAGGGACCCCUGACCAUUCGGUCCAGUCGUGGCCGACUCUGGGGUUGCGGCGCUCAUCUCAAUUUAUUGUCCGAGGGAGCCGGCGUACAGCUUCCGGGUCAUGUGGCCAGCAUGACAGCCGCUUAUGGCGAACCAGAGCAGCGCACGGAAAUGCCUAUUUAUCUACUUGCACUUUGACAUGCUUUCGAACUGCUAGGUUGGCAGGAGCAGGGUCUGAGCAACGGGAGCUCACCCCGUUGCGGGGAUUCGAACCGCCGACCUUCUGAUCGGCAAGUCCUAGGCUCUGUGGUUUAACCCACAGCGCCACCCGCAUCCCGAAGAGAUCAUGUAGUUAACUGUAAUUGUCUAGAAAUUAUUGUUAAAGAAUGAUCACAGUUUUCCCUAUGUCUUGGAGGAACUUGGAGGGUACUAUGCUACUAGGGCUUAGUAAGGCAGUGUGAGCGGUGAUUUUUCUAAUGCUAGUUGUAUACACACCAAAGCAGAAAAAGUGGUUGUAAUUCUGAGAUAAAGUGGAGAGCCUGCAAAGUUGGCAUUGUGCAACUGCCAUGUGAUCAGGCCUAGGAAGUGAGAGAAAGAGGAACAAGGCAUGUAGAUGGCAUGAACCACUGCACUCUGGCAGUAAUAUACAGUGGUACCUCGGAUUAAGAACUUAAUUCGUUCUGGAGGUCCGUUCUUACCUGAAACUGUUCAUAACCUGAAGCACCAUUUUAGCUAAUGAGGCCUCCCGCUGCUGUCGCACGAUUUCUGUUCUUCUCCUGAAGCAAAGUUCUUAACCUGAGGUACUAUUUCUGGGUUAGCGGAGUCUGUAACCUGAGGUGUCUGUAACCCGAGGUACCACUGUAAUUCUUAGGAGACUGCCACAUUCCUUAUUCUGGCAACCCUUGUAUUAUUUGUCCUGUGUAUUAAAUUUGUAUACUGCCCUAUAAGCGUAGUUCUUGGCAGUUCACAACAUAAAAUUACAAUAUAAGAAACACAAAAUACAUAAUAAAAAUAAGAACAGAAACAAACCAAUAAUCCCCCCUUCGACAACACAUUUAAAAGGGCAUUGGAGAUCAGUCAGCCAAAGGCCUGGUUAAAGAGGAAUGUUUUUGCCUGAUGCCUAUAGGUGUAUAAUGAAGGUGUCAGCUGAAUGUUCCUGGGGAGAGCAUUCCAGAAAUGGGGAGCCACUGCAGAAAAGGCCCAUGCUUGUGUUGCCACCCUCAGGACCAUCUCUGUCGUGCAUUUUAGUAGUGGAAAGUGGCUGGUAUACUCUUAGAUGCUUCUAACAAGGUGUCAAGACCAAAUUUUCUCCUAAUUUCUGGUUUCCUUGCAUUAUAACUUGAAAGAGUAAAAAUCUCAGGAAGUGUGAAUUGAUGAUCGGACUAAUGAAAAAAUAAAAUGUAAGAAGGGUAAAUUUGUGUUUGUGGUCUGUAGCUAGUUUGUAUUUCGAAUUCCCGUAAUCUGCUUUUAAAAACCUAAAUUUUCCUGUUUUGCAUUUUCCAAAGGACAUAUAAGCAUCAAUGUUCAGCCAGUAUCAAGUUACCUGUCCACGCUGGAAAUUCCUUAGCUUCUGUGUUCUGCUGCCCUCAGAUAUUUUGGCAAAUAAUACCAUGCCAAAUAGAGCUUGUCAUGCCAUAUUGUGACAUAAAAAAAGUUAAAGGAGGGGCAUGACACCUAUAUUGGGCAGGUAAUCUUUGGUCUUUUCAUAUUUAAGUGUCCUGAGAAACUGGGUUUGUAAAUCAGGAUGUGCUCUCUAACAUCAGUUAAAUGAGGGGAAAGGAGCACUCAAGCCUGUUGCUUGUUCCUGUUCCAGAAAAACGUAUAAUUUGUAGGACUAGAACCAUUGACAUCUGAACCAGCCCAUAGUUUUAUAGACCUUAAUUUAAGUAAGGUCUUCAUGCUUAAUACUUUUUAAUAAGAUGGCUGACACCAUCAUAAUAUGUUAUAUUGUUUUAUGUUCCAUUAUCAGUUUCCCUUUUGCAUUAUACUUAAGUAGUAAAUAACUUUCUGAACAUUACUGUGAGUCUGCAGUAUGAAGCCUAUGCUAGACCCACCUUUGCAGGGAUGGACCCUUCCAAAUAGCAUAGGCAAGCUAGGAAGUUUGGUAGGGUCUCAGUCUUCGUGGCUGGAUUCUGAAUCCUAGAUCCUAAUGCCUUCUUCCUCCUGCACCUCCUUUGCUUUGCAUAAUUGUGUCAACUCUUGAGAGCUAUGAACGCAGGCAAGAGAAAGGAGGGAAGACCAAAUUAGGGGAGAUCACGGGCUAUGAGGCUGGCCUGGCCACUGCAUUUAUUAGCAUCUAUCACUAGUUUAAUAAUUAUAGUUAAAACUUCGUAGUUGCUCCAGUGCUUUGAAGGUGCAGCUGUUCACAUUGGGUGUAGACUCGGGUUGUACUGAUAAUGAUGUGGGGUAGAAGUGUCAGAUGUUAUAUUCAUUUAAAAACUAUCCCCUAUUUAUAAAAGUGCAUUGUUUCAUAACAGUAAUUACCGUAUUUUUUGCUCUAUAAUACUCACUUUUUCCCUCCUAAAAAGUAAGGGGAAAUGUGUGUGCGUCUCAUGGAGCGAAUGCAGGCUGUGCAGCUAUCCCAGAAGCCAGAACAGCAAGAGGGAUUGCUACUUUCACUGCGCAGUGAUCCCUCUUGCUGUUCUGGCUUCUGAGAUUCAGAAUAUUUUUUUUCUCCUCCAAAAACUAGGUGCGUCUUGUGGUCUGCUGCGUCUUAUAGAGCGAAAAAUACGGCAUAUGAUAAAGGACAGCCAAAUUGGGCAUUUUCAAUAUUGCAAUUUUUCAGAUGUUGAUACAUAUAAUAAAGCACUUUAACAUUUCCAAUAAACCAGAAAACAUUGGGAUAUUUAUACAGCAUGUAAAACUUAAGAUGGUUUACUUUCUGUUUACUAAAUAAACAUACUUUCUGUUUACUAAAUAAACAUACAAACAUAGUAACUCAGAUCCCAGUCAGUUCAGGUUAUUGGAAAAAUUUAACGGAAAAACAAAUUGCUAGAAACGUAAGGCUACUCUCUCUCAUCUUGUCUCCAUCUAUUAGAAUAUCUGCCAUGCAGUGUUUCUGAUCUCAUUGGUGCUGGCUGGGUGGAGAGGGAUACAUUUCUGGAAUAAGUAGCUAAGAAUGACUUGGAGGAGACAAGGAGGCACCAAGUGUUUAUUUGCUGCCCCAUCCCUACCCUUUUCCUUCAUCCUUCUACUUGUAAUUUAUCCCCAACAUGGUAUGAACUUUGGAGUUGAGAGCCACUUGGUUUCAGCUUGCCCUGUGUUGUCAUGUCUGCCAUACUCAGUAGCCUACCAUUCCAAAGUCCUUGAGAGCAAUCACAGUCCAUAUACUUGUGUUCAUCACUGUCAUUGUUUGCAUAGCUUUAUCUCUACAUGGAAAAGGGGGGGGGGCGACUACUUUCUUCCCUAUUUUUUAUUGUUCGUUAGAGUUUCAUAUUUGAAGUUUUCAUUUUAAAAGUCUUCAAAUUUAAUAGAACUUGCUUCUUUGUUAACAGUUUUCAAAAUUUGAAGCCAUGGGAGUGAAAAGCCAGAGACCUCGUUGCUUUUUUGACAUAGCCAUCAACAACACACCUGGUAAGAGAGAGGCUUCUGGCCUAAACCCUAUAACACACAGCUAUGUCCAGUUGAAACAAGUGUGUCUUAAGCACAAUGACAUUACUUUAUUGAUGACUUAUUUAUUCAUUCAUUGAUUCAUUCUUUUUCUUUUAGCUGGCAGAGUUGUCUUUGAGCUGUUUUCAGAUGUUUGCCCAAAGACAUGUGAGAACUUUCGCUGCCUUUGUACAGGUUUGUAUAUUUCCUCACUUGAAUAAUUUGUUAUGUAGUCCAAAUUGAAUUGUUCCUGGUUCCUCCAAAUGGUAUACCAAGAAAAUCCUGGUAAUGAAAUGAAUGACUUUGAUGUUCGUCUCUUUGUGUACUGAAAAUGAAGAUACAUUUUCAUACACAAUUUUCUAUAUUUUGGUAUAAAUUCAUAUAUGCAGAAUUAAUUAAUCCAUCAUAGUUCUACAAAUUUUGGCAGCCCAAAUUUAUGAUCGCUACCGACUUGGCUCUUCCUUAAUCAUGCAGUAAGCUUUGGAGGCACUGAAAAACGAGUGAAACUUCCCAUUGCUUUCUAAGUGCUUCUCAAGCUUAGUGCCAGGAUAGGGAGAAUUGCUGCAUUCUUCCAAGCCUAAAGAAGGGCAGGGCUUAUAUGUGUCACUCUUCACUUGAUGAUUUAUUGACUCUUGACAUACACGAACUUGAGUGUAAAGUAACACAGCUUGACAUAGUACAUUGAUGAGGAUGGUGAAGUUGGAAUUGAAGACUGUUUUCUGCCUUUGGGGGUUUGAACUGCUGCAUUGGACACACAAGUGGAUCAUACUCAAGGUACCACCGGUACCACCAGAUACAGAAUGGACAGGGCUCCUAUAGCUUCAGCAAUUGCAUAGAAGAGGGGAUUUUGUCAGGUGUGGUUAAUGCAAGGAUGCAAAAAAGUACCUACUGCAAUUCCCCUCAUUGCACAGUCAUUAAAGCUUGUGAGGAGCAGGUGGAAGUCCUGUUGCAAAAGCAGACAUCCUUAUGCUGACAGGACCAUGACAUAGUGCUACUUUGGAUGCAACCCAUAGUAUUUAUUUUCAGUGUUCUUAUGAUUUGAGUUAAAUGUAGUAAAUAAGGGGGUUCCUUUCUGUUGGUACUAUAUUGCAACUUUUUUUUUCUUUUAUAGGCUUCAACAAGUAGAAUGUCCAAGUCAGAUAGAUCAAGAGCUGAUUUCCAGUUGUACUUCUGUUGUACCUGAGGGGUUCUCCAUUAAAAGCUAAUGGGUUAACUUUCCUCCUCCCCCCCUUGCAGGUGAAAAAGGUACAGGAAAAUCAACUCAGAAGCCAUUACAUUACAAGAGUUGUUUGUUUCACAGAGUUGUAAAAGAUUUUAUGAUCCAAGGAGGUGACUUCAGUGAAGGUAUGACAUUGGCUAAAUGAUAUCAAAUAGUAGUUUGCCGAGUAUACAAAUGUGUGUGAAGUUAUUAUUUGAAUGGUCAUGCUCUCUUGCUCCUCCUCACUUGAUAUUGCAGCUUCUCUGUCAGGAUAGAAUACUCUGGUUUGCAUGUCACUUAGCUUGUAUUCAGCCAUGAUUUAAUGGUAAACGUGUCCCAUCUCCCCUGCUGGCACAUGGCCUCUUACAUGCCCCCCCCCAAUGUUUUGUCCAGGCUGUGGUUUGUGUCUUUCAGACAAACCACAGUCUAUAUUCAGAUGACACAGCAAUACUUAGCAUGACUCGUUUGAUUUAUGUGGAUGUCAUACAGAGGUUGGGUGUGGGGAGGAAGAAGCCACAAGAGGGCCACAUUCACGAAUAAGUCAUGGUUUUAAGAUCAGCUGUGGCUCUCGGUGAGAUGCACAUGAGGCAUCUGACAGGACUAUUAAAUGGAAAUGUGUUUCAAGAAUGCAUUUUCGUAAUUUCUUGAAGCCAAGCGCUUUUAUAAUGAACAUGACUAAAAUAAUAAUGCCCAUUCAUUUUCUUAGAAACAAUUAGAUUUACUAACAGAAAUAUAAAGAAAAUGUGGAAUAGCCUCAUUCUGCUUCAUGAAAGUCUGUCUUAAGAUUUGUGUAGCUCCAUCAAAAUUUAGGUUCCCUUUAGUAAGAUUUUUUUCUGUGAUAGCUUUAACUUUGAAUUUAUAUGAUACACAAUUGUUAUUUUUCUGAUGGGCUCUGGAGCCAGUCACAGACCUACCCUAUACCUGUGAUGAAUCUGUUUCAACUGUUCUUAAUUCUGAAUUUUACAUGGUUAUAACCCACCCUGGAACCUGAUGGUUCUUGUAGGUCAGGUAGUUGAUGUUGUUGUUAUUAAAUUUAAAGGAAACUCGAGGCACUCUUGAAAUGGGAGGAGAUAGCAUGCAGAUAUGCAAUAGAGUUUUCCUGUCUCAGCUAGUAGGAUAUGAUGUAACCCUCUUUGACUGGCUCCAAUCACUCAUCAGUAAAGAAUCCCUAAUGGUAAGAUCCCAUUGUCCCAUUCUCAUUUGUAAUAACAUUUUUCUUUUAAUACAAGGAAAUGGGAGAGGAGGAGAAUCAAUUUAUGGUGGCUUUUUUGAAGGUAAGCAUAGUCUUUUAUCAGGUUAGCCUGCAACUCCCAGUCACAGUCAUUGGUUUAAGAAUAUGUAUAUUAGGCAAACUGCAUUUUUUGGCCCCAAAACUGCUGGCAAAUUUAUUUAUUACAGGUCAUAGAGUGCCCUAUCCUAGGGAUUCAGAGUGCUGUUGUAAAAUUUUCAGGAAUUAUAAUUAUUACAAUUCCCUGUCUUACAUCUCCUCUUCUACCCAAUGGAUCUCCUCUUUUUUCUAUUGAGGUGGUAGUUCUCUUAUUAAGAAGCUUGAUAACUCUGUAUCUCAUAUUCAUCUAACUUCUCUUCCCCUUUACCCACCCUUCACCAUCUCAUUGAUGGUGACCAACCAAAACAACCCUCCAUUCAAUCUUACUUACACUUCAUUAUCCUGAGAGAAAAUAGAACAUCAUCCCAGUCAUCAGUCUGAUCUUUAAGAUGACUGGACAGUCUGGCUGAGAGAUUAACGCUAAGUAGCAGUUGGCCCAAGUAGGCUAGUGAAUGGGGUCUUACACUUUGCCUUUGCGAGGUAGCUGUUUGUUGAUGCUUACUGGCCAACCAGUUCAGUUUAUGAUUUAGAAAACUUGAAUUGUGUGAUGACAAUUAAAAUACUUUUAUUUCAAGUUUUCAUGACGAUCAAGCUAUUAUGGUUCAGAGCUGUUACAAGCAAGUCUAUUGCACAAGACUGCAUUUGCACAAAUAAAUAGAAUUUCUGUUACGUUUAGUUUUAAAUUUCAAAAUUGCCCACCUUGUACAUAGGUGCUUUUAAGUUUGUUUUUGUCUGUUUAUUACAAGCUUUCUUUCCCCACAUUAUUUCUGUCACUUUCUACACUUUUAUAAAUGACAUGCAGUGAGCUCCUUUGCACAAAAACACACUGGUGUGCUUGUGCUAACUGGAAUGAAUUUAAAAUGCACUGGUCUUACUAAGCAGCUGUACUGAAUAUCAAGAGACAGUUUCACUUAUACAUUUAUAUCUUAUAUAAUGGUCUUGACUUGACAUAUAGUUGAGUCUAUAUGUAAAUAGUAUUUACAUUUUUGUGCAUUAGACUGAGAAUUAUACUGUAUACCUCUGUCUUUAUUUUUAUCUAUUUGAAUGCUGUUUGGCACUACAAUGAUACAUUUGUGCAGUUUGACAAUCCUAAUUUGAAAUUCUAAAGAAAUGCCAAUGCAAGGUCAUACUUGGAAUUUUGAAGUAAUUGGAACGCUUUCUCUAGAUGAAAGCUUUGCUGUAAAGCACAACAAAGAAUUUCUCCUUUCAAUGGCCAACAGAGGGAAAGAUACAAAUGGUUCACAGUUUUUUAUGUAAGUAUCAUGCAGCUCCACUGUGUUUCUUCAGCAUUGGGAUGGUGGUCCUUACAGUUUACAUUUUAGAGCUUGGAACAGGUGAAACAGCUAACUCCUUUUCCAUUUAGAAAGCAUGACUACUUUUAAAAGAUAUCAAACUUAACUUGCUCUUACAUGUUUAUUGGAGAUAGCAAAUAAAAGAUUAUAUGGGAUAAGUUUGACUAUUUAACCCUGCUGUGUUUAACUUGGAUUAACUUGGGAGUAGUUAUCACUAUCUCCUAACAUAUGGGAACACCUGGUACUUUACCAGUAUAGAAGCUAUGAGGUAUGGGCCUAAUCAUUGCCUGGAUGGUAGACUAUUGGCAGUCGGAAUGUACUCUGCUGUGUGUUUUCUUGAUGAAAAGCUGAACAUGAGUUUAUAGUCAAGACUUCUGUAUGUAGCCAGUGACCAUUGCAGAAUAUAAGUAGGCUGUAAGUGGUAGUGUUCGUUUAGCAUGAGAUUUAAAAAUCUGUCAGAGCAAGCUAUGUUUUAGUUACACCAAGCCUUACUGAAGAGUAAUAUAAAGGGCCAGUUCAGAUGCUACUCUUAACACCAAGGUGCUGUAUGUGGUUAAAUAAGAAACAGGCUUGUGAUUUGUAUGUUCUAUUCUCUGCGUCUAUGUGUGGAUAGUAGGUAGCAUAUCCCUGGUUUACUCAUCAGUGUAUGCCCUUAGUGUGGAGGAAGGAAGGGUGCAGACUUGAGCCCUACACGCUCCUCAUUCCAGGAGUGAAAUAGUUUCUGCACAGAAUUGCUCAGACAGCAGAAAGAGACAAGUCUUUGCAAUGAAAAUAUUAAAUAUUUUUUUCUUCAAUAAACUUCAAUCAGAGUCAACCUUGGGUUUACCAGAUUCAGUUAAAUGGAGUUGUAGGUAGGGUAACAUAUUGGGGACUGUACCUUCAGAAAUGUUAUCUUUCUCUGCCCUCCUCUGCCUGCCUGCAGUUCCUUGUUUUUCCUUUUUGCCUUGUCACCCUUUUUCUGUGCCACCUUAGUUGGUCAGUUACUUGCUUUUAGAGGAAUAGUUAUAAACGUUGACUUAUUAGUAUAGUUCUUAUAAACUAAGUUACCUUUUCUGAAAUAAAUGUAUACUCAAAACAUUCAUUUGCUUGAUCAUAAAUAAAAUUUAUGUAUUAGGGGUAUAAUUUCAACAACGCACCAGGAGGAUCAUACUUCUGAAGGUUGGCAGCAUGUCUUCUCGGGUUUUUUUUGUUGUUUUUUUUUGGUGGGAGGAGGCUAAAUUUUCAGCAAGGUGAUGAUCUUGUGUGUAAACUAUCACUUCUGACUACAAGUGAGGGCUCACAUCACUGGAUGUUUCUCCUUGCAAAAUAUUCCCUUCAAAAAGAAAACUAGAUGAUAGACAAAAGGGUUCUAGUUAGCUAUUUUCCUGACAAAUAAUUUUGUAUGUGAGGGCAUUUGUUUUUAUGCAGGAGCAUCUGCAUAAAACAUUUUUUUUUUUAUUUCACAACAUUUAUAUACUGCUCGUUUGUAAUAAAACCUCAGUGUUCCCAUCUCUGGUAUCAUACUACAGUGGUACCUUGGUUUACAACCUUAAUCCAUUCUGGAAGUCUGGUCUUAAACCAAAGCGGACUUAAACCAAGGCGUGCUUUCCCAUAGAAAGUAAUGGAAAAUGGAUUGAUCCAACGAUGACAAGCAACCCCUAAAACAGAAAUUUCGCAUGAAUUUUACUAUCUAUCGAGACUAUUGAUCCAUAAAAUGAAAGCAAUAAUCAAUGUACUGUACUAGGAAAUAAAUAAAACAGUAUUGUAGAUGAUAAAAAUGAAAAUUACUUUUUUUCUUACCUGCACUAAUGAUAGUCAUUGUUUGGAUGGGAGGCUUUCUGCACUCAAUCAUAAGCGAAAAACAGUCCACAGAAACAUAAAUGAAAAAGCCACACAAACAAAAACACAAAAAAUAGCAAAAACAAAAGCACCAAAUAUCACCUCAGAAAACUGCAAUCAGAAACGGAAGGCUUUAAUUACGGGGGGGGGGGGGGGGGCUCAGAUGAGCGGCGCAAGGGCAGAAGGGGGCAGGGAAAAGGCCUAAUUAUGAUGGGGGAACUCAGAUAAACGGCGAAAGGACAGACGCAGGAAGAAAAAGGACUUAAUUAUGAUGGGGGGGACUCAGAUGAGAGGCGCAAGGACAGAAGCAGGAGGGGAAAGGCUUAAAUUGCAAUCGGGGGGGCUCAGAUGAAUGGCGAAAGGAAAGAUGCGGAAGGAAAAAAGGCGGAGGCCCAAUCCAGGCAGCGGUGGCGAGGCCUAGCCCAGCAGUGUGGCACCGCUUAGGGAGGCAGGGGGCCCAAUCCGGGCAGCGCAGGUGGCACAUACGAAGGCCUCCUGCAGCCAGGGCCCGUUGUAUAACAAAAAAAACCAAAAAAACCCCGCAACCCGGAGUACUCAUUUCCAGGUUGUAAUUGGUCGUAAUCCAAAAUGCUCAUAUACUAGGCUGUUUGUAAACCAAGGUACCACUGUAGUGAGAAUUGGCCGAAACAUGAGGUGAGGGGGAUUAAAUACUGUAACCCGCAUACAUUUGUAACAAUUCUUCAAAUUUAAGAUACUAUUAAAGUUUGCAACUUCGUAAUGCAUUGAUAUUUGAACUACAGUUUAAUGCCUCCUGAAUCUGCUUAUAUCUUCUCAUUUAUGGCUUAAUACAACAAGUUUAUCUCCGUAAUACUAAUACUAUAUUUUGUCAUUCUUUCCCUUGAUGUAAUCAAAAGAACAACCAAACCUACCCCUCAUCUUGAUGGGUAAGUGCCCUUGUAUCUUACUUGCAUUUGGAAAAGUUAAUUGGAUAGCUACUUAAAAAUUUCAGUGUGACAUAGAUAUUAGUCAGCUUUUAAAAUUAAGCUUUAAUCAUUUAGGCUUCAUGUUGUGUUUGGACAAGUAAUCUCGGGUCAAGAUGUUGUAAGAGAAAUAGAAAACCAGAAAACAGAUGCAUCUAGUAAACCUUAUGCUGAAGUACGAAUACUAAGUUGUGGCGAACUAAUCCAAAAAUCCAAAGGUAAGAGUGAAAUGUUUUUAAAGGUUGUCUCUUUUAUUUAAAAUGUUUUUAAAGGUUGUCUCUUUUCUAGUUUUGUAAGAGGUAUGUCAGAUCUAACUCAGAAGAUUGGUAACUGGGAAUCUUGGUUCUGUAAAUUGUUGUCAUUGCAGUAGCAGUAACAAAGAGUAUAUUAAAUAAAUAACAAGUGGAGCUUGAAGCAAAAUGUUGCAGUCGGCCUCCAUGCCCAAAGAUGUGUGUUCUUCAUCAGAGCUGCAUAUAACAAGUUAUGCCCUCUUUCACAAUGCUUAGGUUGUAAAAACUAAAGGAGGUGAAACACCCCCCCCCCUUUCCCAAGCAUUUGGAAUUCUGCAACUCCUGGAGAUCACUGAACAUCUUGGGAGCUUUUUUCUUUGCUUUUUAUUUCAAUUUGCUAACUAUAUAUUUCUGAACACCUACAGAGCCCCUUCUGUAUGUAGAAGCCACUAACAUCUGUGUGCAGCUCUGGUUUGCUUCAAAACUGAUAGGUACCUAUUUUGCUGUUGGAGGGAGCAAAUGGCACCUGCAACAAAAUUUGUCCCACCAUGAAGGAAAAAAUGCCUUCCCAGGGGAUUAUAGCUCUGAUUUCCUCUUGAGAAUUAGAGGGUUUUCUUAGGAGAUCUUCCUUGUUGUCUUCUUCCUUCCUCCAUGCCUCUCACUUGGCUCUCACUUCUCCAUCAUUGGCUUUUCACCACUUGUUCUCUUGCCUAGCUCCAUUACAGAUUAGAAGUUUGGUUUUCUAUGGCCAACUCUCUUCCAUCCCUGCCUGCAGAGAUUUAUGUGUAUCAGGAAAUAUGAGCCUUGAAAUCACCUAUCCAAACAAUGGAAUGGUUAUUUGUGCCUUCCUUAUAUAUGUGUUCUUCCUCAGUCGUCUCUUGCUUCAAUUCCUCUAUCCUCCCCCUUCCCCUACGGUGCUCCUUUCCCACUCUUAGCAAGUCACUUCUGACGCUUUCAGGCUGAUAGACGACAUUUUGAAGCCUUCAGCCUGCUUCUUUCAAUAUAUCCAGCCACUUCUAUUCUCUUUCCCCUGCUUUUCCAACCAUGGCUCCUGAGUAUGCUUAGCCCUCAUUUGGCUGGUUUGUUUACUCAGCAGAAUUAGAGGCGUUCCUCCAAGCAUUCAGAUACCUCCCUCUUUUUCUGCUGUGAUAAUUGUUUCAUUGUGAGCUGAGUGAGUUCCUGCUCCUAACCCAGCUUCCAUGCUUUAGCGGGCCUCUUGCUUGGUGACCCCAGGGAAGACCAAGAACAAAGACCAAAAAAUGUUUCCUGAAUAAAGUUGGGGAGAGUCUUCUCACUGUGCCACUGGCGAGUGUAGCUCAUUCUGUAACAACAUGGGAUUGUCCCUUCUUGAUAAUGGUACCCCAGCUGCAGCAUUCCUUCCUACUGGAUGUGUGGGUGGCCACAACAUAAAUGGAAUUCUAACCCACAGUGAAAACAUACCUGUUCUCCUAAGCUUUUGAAGGUUUUGUUUGGUAACUGCUUGUCUAAUUGUUUUAAUUUAAAGCCAAGAAAGAAGAGAAGAAAAGACGCAAGUCAUCAUCCUCAUCCAGCGAUUCUGAAAGUUCAAGUGAUUCAAAAUCAUCUUCUGAUUCAUCAUCAGAUUCUGAAAGUGCUUCUGGGGGGAAAACAAAGAAAAAGAAAAAGAAGCACACAAAAAAUUCCAAGAAACAUAAGAAAGAGAAGAAGAAGAAAAAGAAGAGCAAGAAGAGGUACAUGCAGGCAGGCUGCGGGGAGAGAUUUAUUUUUGAAACUUGAAAAAACAACACCUACCUUCCUGUGCUACAGUUAGAUGAAAAUGGCUCAGAAGAAUCAGUAGUGCAUUCUUCCAUGUCAUUUUCAUGUCUUACAAAAAUAAUAUAGUUUUUCGUUAAUCUCCAACAUGCUCUCCAUCAAAAUAAAAAUUCUUGCAUGUCUGUACAGGUGGAGUUUAGAAUGAAAUCUGAAAUAUUUAGUUUUAAUGGGUUUUUUAUUUUUUUUACAGUGGAACAAAUCUGCCCAACAUUAGCUCACCCCAUACUAUGUUUGUUGACACAACAUUGGAUCUCAAACAACAGGCAACCAGGAUGUUUUAUUUUGUUCGUUUACUCUUGUGAAGGACUUAACUUUUUAUUGUUUAUAUAGUCCUGUCAGAAAUACUUACACUUUUAUCCAGCACUUCCUUUAGAAAGCUCAGAGCCUAUCUUGCCUACAGUUCAUGUGCUCUCUAAUCCAGGCACUAAUAUCCAUGUUCCCUUAGUUUUAUCAUUGCUACAGAAUUAAGUAUUUCCAGGCAACAAUAAUCUUUUCCCUCUGUAAGCAGUUUUUUUCCUUUGGUGGUGGGGUAUUUUUUCUAUCUGGCAUGCCAGAUUCUUAUCUCUACACCACAUUUUUAAUAAUAAUAAUUUAUUAUUUAUACCCCGCCCAUCUGGCUGGGUUUCCCCAGCCACUCUGGGUGGCUUCCAAUAAAAUAUUAAAAAUACAAUAAAACAAGCCUUUAGUCUGCUUCUUUCAGUAUAGAUGGUGUUGUGCUAUGAAGCCCUGAUUCAAAGAGCAGCAUGAGGCUGUUUGAAAGCCCUUUUGCAAACAACCCCACACUGCUAUUUAUACCUCCGAUUUUUUGAGAUUUAAAGCAGGACAGGACUGUUUACAAAAGGGCUUGUAGGGAACGACUGAUGAACAGAGAGUACAGUCUUGCUGGCUGCAGGGGUAUGCUCUGGGAGCACAGAGAACAUGUUUGCAAAGCAGAUCCCUGCAGGAUUGAAUCCUACCCAUCACCUGACAGAAUCUAUUCAUGUCAGCUGAUGGAUAGGUGGACAUAGUUUGGGGAAGCUAGCUUUAUGGGCCAACCUCCUGGGGGGCCAGGCUUGGCCUGCAGGCCAGAGGUUCCCUCCCCCUACUGUAGUUACUAGCUUAGGUUCAACCUAAGCUAGAUGGGUGAGGUGCUGCCACAGAGUCAGCCUCAUGACAGUGACAUUUCCUUUUCUUUUUUUUACUACAGGUAUUUGGGGAAAGGAUUUAGCUUAAAGAAGGGAUAUAUUUUGAAUAUAAACCCAGUGCAAAUAGAUUUUUGCCUUUGAAGUCUCAACUUUAUUUUAUUUUGGCAGAACACAUAUUAAAAUAUUAAAUACCUUUGUUUCAUCUUCAACAAUAGUUUCUUAAAAAUAGUGCAUUUGAAGUUCCUGUUUUGGCAUAUGCGAAUUGCAAAAGAAACAUAUGUAACAUUUAAAACAGAUGCAUAUAACUUUUGUUCUCUUAUCAAUGAAGCUCAGCCAGUGAAAGUGAAACAGAAAAUCCUGAAUCACAGCCACUUUCCACAGUCCGUCCUGAAGAGAUUCCUCCUGUACCAGAAAACAGAUUCCUUAUGAGAAAAAGUCCUCCUAAAGUGGAUGAAAAGGAAAAAGAGACCAAGAGCAGAGAGAAGGAAAGGGAGAGGUAAAGUUGUACUUGAUCAUAACUGCAGACUUAUGAGUAAGCCCCAAGCUGUGGUCCAUGUGAAUUACCUUGAUGUUGACUUUGGUUAUUUACUAUGUGCUGGCACUUUUACACAUGCUUAACUGCAAUGGGAUCUAUUAAAUGAAUUUUGCAAGAAAAAAAGACAGUAAUCUUCUCAGGCCUACCGCCAAUGAUUUCAGUGAGAUUUCCUUAGGAUGGAGGUGUUUUGAAAUCAAUUUUUGGUAAGGUUGUCCUAUAUCAUGCAAGCAGACUUCCUGUUCCUCUCCCCACCCCAACCCUCUAAAGAAAAUUUGGGUGGUGCAGGAAGAGUAAUCUGUUACAUCGUGUCUCUUCAAUUGGUAGAUGAUCACAGUUGGCUUUUACCCACUGUCUUUUUAAUCCUCACAGUUGUGCUUUUGAAUCUUUUGCCAUGAAGUGAAUAUUUAGCAGACUGUUUGUGGAAACGUACAGUUUGAUAGAGCUUCAGAAAUACAUAAUAAUAGAAGAAAUGAAUUAUUUAUUUAUUUAUUUAUGCCCCGCCCAUCUGGCUGGGUUUCCCCAGCCACUUUGGGUGGCUUCCAAUCGAAUAUUAAAAACAAUACUUCCCUAAACAGGGCUGCCUUUAGUUGUCUUUUAAAAGUAAAAUAGUUUUUUAUUGCCUUGACAUCUGCUGGGAGGGCAUUCCACAGGGCAGGCGCCACUACCGAGAAGGCCCUCUGCCUGGUUCCCUGUAACCUCACUUCUCGCAGUGAGGGAACCGCCAGAAGGCCCUCGGUGCUGGACCUCAGUGUCCGGGCUAGAUGAUGGGGGUGGAGACGCUCCUUCAGGUAUACAGGACCAAGGCCGUUUAGGGCUUUAAAGGUUAACACCAACACUUUGAAUUGGGCUCAGAAACAUACUGGGAGCCAGUGAAGAUAUUUCAGGACUGGUGUUAAAUGGUCUCGGCAGCCAUUCCCACUCAUCAGUCUAGCUGCCACAUUCUGGAUUAAUUGCAGUUUCCGAGUCACCUUCAAAGGUAACCUCACGUAGAGCGCAUUGCAGUAGUCCAAGCAGGAGAUAACUAGAGCAUGCACUAGAGUCAUCUUUAGAACCAUCCCGGAACUACAGUGAUGUCUUUUUCCUCCUUUCUAGUAACCCAUCAAACUGUCAAUCAACAUAUCAGAGAAGGUUGUUAGUGACUAGAUCUGGACGAAAAAUUAAAGGAAGAGGACCACGGGUAUGUCCUUUCUUGUGAUUUAUUCUGUGCAUUUUGACAGUUUUUACCCUGUAAUACAGUGAUCUUGUUCCAUAACAACAUUUAAGAGUAAUUGUUCCUUUUUUAUGGAUACACUGAAGAGGUUUUGGAGAGAAGCAUUUUGGGGAUGAAUGGCAGAGCUGUGUAGUGUAUCUAUCACUAUGUCUCCCACAGACACAAGAGUCCACCAACCCUGAAUGCUGCUACUAGUUAUUUAAUGAAAGAGCGAGUUUUUGCAAGCUUUUGUUUUGAAUUCCAGUAAGCUGCCCACCAGCUCAACAGCAUUUUAAGACGAGCAGGUCUUAGACACAUAGAGCACAGUGUCUUUUGUCAGUUUUGACUUAAAUAUAUUACUUAGGGGUUUCUCUGCUUUCUUUUAUCUGAAUGAAUUACUCUUGCAUUCCUUUGCUCCUCUCUAUGCAGUAUUCAUUUUCUGAGGUUAUUUGCACCUAUGUGGCUAACAGGAGAUCUGUUCCACUGAAUAGCAUAAGCUAUUCUUGUAAGCACAGGCCUAAAUUUGCUCCUGGCCUGGCUUAAGAACAUUUAAAAUCUCAUAACUCUUGUUGGGAUUGAAUGAUAGGAGCCUGAUGUAGCCAAAAUUAUGCAAUUAUCAGAGUGACUGUUUUGCUUUUAAACUUAAACUUUUCUUUUCCUUUUGGUAAAGUAAUGUGUUUUUAGCAUACUGGUACACAUUUUUUAUCUAACUUUUUCUGUUUUCAAAGCGCUACCGAACACCUUCAAGAUCCAGGUCACGAGAUCGUUUUAGGCGCAGUGAGACUCCACCACACUGGAGACAAGAAAUGCAAAGAGCUCAAAGAAUGAGAAUAUCAAGUGGAGAAAGAUGGAUAAAGGGAGAUAAGUAAGAUGUAGUCAUAUAAUUUGCAUUACUUUUUGACUCUUACAUACAUCUUUUCCAGUUUCAGUGUGUAUACAAUAGAGCAUAUACUAAGUACAAGCAACUCCUUAUAUAUUCAGGGGUUGUGUUCCAAGGCAUGUGAGUGGGACAUGUAUAAGCCCGCCCAUUCCGCCCCACCCUCUUUUGUUGCUGAAAACGGUAUGCAUGUCAGCAGACGUGCAUGACUUGAACAUGCACAAAUUACAAUAAGUUACUUUUUCACCUUGAAUUUCCUUCAGUUUGUAGCCAGCAGAGAUAUGUGAAACAACUAUAAAGAAUAAUUGUGAUUGUAAUGCAGAUUCAGCUUCAGUCACUGAUAUGGCAUUUCCUCUUUUGACCUUUCUAGUUCUCACCUUUUCAUAACAAAAUGCAGAAAUAUAUAUAUAUAUGGUAUGUUUUCCCCAGGGGUGAAGUUAACGAGAACAAGAAGGAUGCUGCAAAUCAAAAAAGCCCAGGAAGAGGAAAAGAAAGGAAAGCAUCUGACCACAGGCAAAUUUCUGAGAGCCCAAAUAGGAGGGAAGGAAAAGAAAAGAAAUCAAAAGACCACAAAUCUAGUAGUAAAGACAGAGAGACAAGGAGGAAUUCUGAGGAGGACAAAGACAAGCAUAACAAAAGCAAAGCCAAAAAAAGGGCUCGAUCCAAAAGUCAGAGCAAAAGCAAAGAGGUGUCAAAAAGUAAGGAGAGGGACUCAAAACUUAGCAAACAUGAAGAAAAGAAAGUGAGAUCAGGAAGCAAAGAGAGGGACUAUGAGAAAGAGAAAGACAAAGAGAAAUCCAAUGAUUUUCGAGGAAGAGAAAGGAGCAGAAGUAAAGAGAAAAAUAAAAGGGGAGGGUCUAAAACUAAUGGUCAGAAUCAUACUAAAAGUAAAGAUACGGAAAAGCAUACAGAGUCAAAGAGCAGAGAACGUGAACCAUCUAAAAGCAAACACAGCUCAAAUAGUAAGACCAGAGAGCGAAGCAAAAGUAGAGACAGAGGGAAAAGAGCCAGGUCCCGAAGUAAAGAACGAGACCGCAGCAGAAGUAAAGAUUAUUCAAAACACAAAGAUAGAGAAGUAAAAAGAAGGGGAAGAUCAAGAAGUAGAGACAGAAAAGGCACACCAGAAAGAUCUAAAGGCAAAGAAAACAAAAGGAGGAAGGAGUCACAGAGCUCUGAGAGGGAGAAAAGUCGAAGUAAGGAUCGGCAUAGGAAUCAAGAGCAUAGAAGUUCUCACAAAAAAGAUGAUGCUGAAAAAAGAAGGCGUUCUAAAAGCCGUGACAGUAGUAGCUCAGAGACCAAUAAGAGCAAAAAAUCCAGUAGAGAUCAGGAUAGAAGUCCUGAUUCAAAGAAAAGACGAAGCAGCAAGGACAGAGAAUCGAAAAGAUCAUCUUCACGCAGGAGUAAGGAAAAGGAAAAAGACAGGUCCCGGUCCUCAAAAGAAAAAGAGGUCAACCAAAAAUCUAAGAAUCAGGAGCGAGAUCGUGCCCGUGGUAAAGAUAAAAAAUCUGAUCAUGAAUCGAGUGCUGGGACUGAUGAAGACAGACAUGGAUAAUUUGAUGAACUUGAUGUUUCCAUUCUGCCUCCAGGUUCUAGAGACAUGUUGGGGAACAUUUUUUUUUUUUAAUGUGGACUUCUGUUUGGUCUUUUGAUAAUCCACAGCCUGGAUCAUUUGUACUGCUAAAGUUUUAAUAAACUUGAAAUGGAAAAACAAGUUUUAUGUGUAAUAUGGUGUGCUGUGUUUUAAUAUUUCAGAGUUUAUGUAUCCUGCUUCUGUGUUAUCAGAAGGAAACAUUGUAUUGCAUUUACAUUUUAAUUUAGAUGACUCACUACAAAGAAACUGGUUGGGCUGAAAAUAAAUUAAAUUUAUUUUAACCAGUAGAAAUCUGCCUACUCAUGUCUCAGAGAAUUGCUGUUACGUUCAUGUUAAUAAAUAAUAAUAUGUUAACAUUACAGGACUACAAUAAGGAGACAGCUAGUGUAUAAUAGAGAUGUAGAAGGAGGAAGGAUAUUCUGCAAUUUGAAAUGAAGGUAUCAGUUUGCCCAAAAUGCUAUACUGCUGUUGCCAUUAAGGAAAAACAAACAAACCAUAAAUCCCUUUGGUCUUUGGAACAACCAUUUAUUAUGGAUGAAAUAUUUUCAGCAGAAGCAGUUCUUUCAGAAAUGGGUAAUCUUUAUAUGCUUCUGGGUAACCUCCAUUUUAUUUUUGAUUCAGGCUUCCCUGUAGCAGUGCAUUUUGUAUCCUGUGUUACUGUAUUAUGUCUCUUGUAGAAAAUUGAUUUCUGCAUGCUUUGUCUAAAGGGGAAAACAUUCUUCUAGAUAGGAAGUCAGAGUGCAACUGUAUUUAUAAGUAGGAUUCCCAGUUUUCUAACUCUCCAGUAGCCAUUUUGUCCUGUUAAUGAUAGUUUGUUGGGACCCAGCAUUUGUUCUGGACGUUGUGUAGAGUGCAUCCUCAGUAGCUUGGAUGUGUAAGUUUAAAACGUGCACCGUAUGUCUUAACUUUUCUUCUGCCUGAAGAAAUGAAAAUGACGAAGGGGAAGCUGUCCUUUUUCUAUAGCUUGUGCUGCAACUGCUGUUUCUGCUUCCAUUUUUCUAGCAGAUGUUGAAAAGUGCAGCAAAGAGUAGAGAAGAAGGGGCUGAAGGUAGCAAGGGAUGCAGUAAUCAGAUUCAGUCAUCUGUCAGAGAAACCUAGGUCUACAAUGAUUCAUAAAAGAUUUAAGACUGGGUCUCCACUCAGAUUUGGGGUAGGACCAUCAGCUUGUCAUCUACUUGAGAAAUGAAGGGCACAUGGGAAUACAUACACAGCACACAUGCAUAACACCACCAUUAAAAACAAGCAAAAAACAAAUGCACAUCCAAUGUAAUGAAGUUUUGAGUGUAAGGGAUUAAAUUUUGUUCGUCAUUUAUUCGCAGUACAUCUAUACUGGGCAAUCACUUCAGUUAUUUUAAGUUUAAACACCAUGCAAGCUAUUAGACUAUGUAAGUUUCAGAAGUUCCCCCUGGAUACAUGGGAAAACUUGUCUUUAGGGUAAAAUACUUUCAAUUGUUGCUUAAGUAAAAUGGAAGAGGAAUGUAUUAUAGUUUACUGUGUUCUUUAAGAAAUUAAAAACUUCAGGCUAUAAAGCAUGGAUGCAUACAGAAUUGCUUUUUGUCUGCUAUGUCAACAAACUUCAGUUAAUUUUGAUGACAGAAAUUUUUUUCACUUGCUAAAUUUGUUUCCCCUAAUACCAGGAUUGAUGUGAAUCAGUUAAACCUGAUCUUGGUGGCAUUUUUGGGGUUGGGCAUAUUUGGUGACCUCAAUGGCAGUGUGAAAACCUGACUUUUAGUCACAGAAAUAGAAAGCUGACACACAUUAAAAGGUAAUUAGCAUCCAAAGUACAUGAUGUAUGCCAAGAAUACUUCUGCCAUGUGUCUUGGUCCAUAUUAUUCCACAUUAUGAUGAAAUUACGAUAAAUCAAAAGCACCUUAAAUAUGAACAUAUUUGUUAAUUGGUUAAGAAAUUGCUACUAUGUCACAGACCAUAGGGUGUGUAAAAUGUAAUCUUCAAUGUGUGUGCCAAUUAAGGGUUACACUUUUACACAUAAUGAAUUGACUAUGGACUGUGGUCCACAAAAACAUACACAAUAAUUAGUAAGUUAAGGUAUCACAACAUUCUUCAUUGUUUUUUACUGCAACAGACCAACAUAGCUGCCCUUCUGAAAAUUAUGAUAACUCAAGUAGUAAUACUUUGCAUUUACCGUUUUGCCCAUGUUAUUAAACCUAAUUUCACAUCUAGAAAAGUGGUUAUUUGGCGAUUCCAAACAUUCAUACUUACAGAACAAACAUGUCCAUUUUGCUGUAUGCCUCUUUUCUGUAAUUGCCCAAGAUUGAUCUUGAUGCUCAUCUGCAGCUACUAUUUUGCUAAGCGUGCGAUACGCUGUUGUGGGUUAAAGAACACGGCAGAUGGUAACAGCCACAUGGUUGUGUCCCACUUAGGAAAGUCCUGACAUUCCCUUUAGUAUAUUGUAGCCUCAUUAACUGUUUUAGUUGUUCUACACUGAGCCUGAAAAAAGUGUGUUGGUGCACUGAUAGCAAAUGGUUAUCUUGAGUUCCUGUCUCCACUGUUGUGAAACCCUAAUUCUGUGAACUGCUUCAUUAAAGUACAAACCCACAACUUUGAUCUUUUAGGGAUCUGAUACUAUGUCAUUUUGUAAAGAGCCCUGAACCUGCAAUAUACCCUUCUUUAGUGUUCUUUAGUUCUUGAAAUUAAAGUAUAUUUGAAUCACUCUUCCUUAAAGUAUUUAAUACAGGAAGAGAAAUAGUAUGUGUUACUACAGCUCCAUUAUAAGUCGUAAUGAAAAACUAUACCUGUUAAUAAUACAGUAAAAUCUUUAGGAUGUACAACAGAAAUCUUAUACUGUACUAUUACCUUUCUAGAUUGUCCUAUGCUUUGUAUAUUUUUUGAAGAGUAUGAUGUUUCAAGAGGGAGAUUCGUUCUGUGUUUUUGUUUUUUGUUUUGCAUGCAUCAAAUUUGAUUGAUCUGUUUUUCAGGAAACUAAACUAGUAAAAGAAGCAAACUUUUUUUGUAAUUCCCAAAGUCAUUUUAGAUGUGGAUAUUUAAAUGUAUUCACUAGUCCUGUGCAAAUAUUAAAUCUGGAUCCAUGAGGAGGAACUGGGAUUACACUGGUGGGACCUAGCCCCUUUGGGAUACCUGUCCUAUCUCUUCCUGACAAUUGCAUGUUGAAUGUUUGCAUAGCAACCCACAUUCCUAAACUCAGUGCAUAUAAGACAAUCCAUGUGAUCUGCACACCUCAAAAUAAAGGUGCCAGGGUCACAAAGAUCAGCUCUGUACAUUGGCCUCUGUGUGCAAUGUGCAAAGAUCAGGUGGGAGCAUGGGUGGGACAUUGUAAUCCUGAUCCUCCUCUUGUAUAUAUGGACUUAAUCUCUAUCCAGGGAUACUGGAAUAUCACAUGAUGUGAUAAUUUAGUCUUUAAUUUGUGAAUUGCCAUGGCCUCAAUCCAAAGAAAGCUGAUCAAUGUGAAAUGUUGGUGAUGAAAGCAUACUGAUUUCCACUGAACCUAACUGACUAAGGCUGUAAUUCUGGGAGUAAAUCCCACUAAAUCUGAGGCUUACAUCCAUGUAGGAUUUUACUAUAACCUGUCCUGAACUGAGUCCUAUGUGUGCUUGUGUCAGUAUUGGAAAGCAUGCUACCCAGGUAAGUCAGUUUGGUAUUCUCUUGUACGUGGGACUACACAGAAACCACAGAGAUUGUUUACCUGUACUGUUUUUCUUUGAGUUGCCCUCUGCAGUCUUCUUCCUUGCUGCAGGUGCUGUUGUUGGCCUGCUCUUGCUCUGGUGCUUCCCUAUACAGUAUAGCCACUUUGGUUAUUCUGUCGAACUGAGCAGAAAAGUGGGAACCAUGUCCCUUUUUGCAUACUGAGGGUUGGGAAUAGGCUUCCCAGCAAAACCUAACUCUAAAAUGUUCUGAAUGUUGCUCUGUGGAGUUGGCAGAACCCGUAUGUGUAACUGCACAGAUGACCAUUCAAAGAACCACAGUUCCAGGCAAGCAACCUGUCUUUCACCCCAUCAGAGAAUGGGAAGCACAUGGUUAAUUAACAGGGAAUUUUUGGUCACAGCACACAUAGAAUGGAGGAAAGGGUAGCACACAGAUGGAAUGUGUUGGCACAAAGCUCAUAAUCUUGGAUUAAUAAACUGAUAUGUGUAUCCAAACCAAUGAGAAUCUGAUUUGGAGGUGGAUUUUUUUUUUUGCAUAUAAUUAAUUAAGCCAGUGAAGAAAGGUAAGCCCCUCGGCUAUAUCUCAUAAAAUAACUCCUACCUCCAGCUCAAGCAAAUAGUGUCAAAUUGUAUGUUAAGAUUAUUCCAUUGGAAGGCAAGCAGCCUGAUGACAUGAAUCAGGUUGCUCUAUCUUCUCCAGUCUGUUUAUUUACACUCCAAAAACAGAGAGAUGGCCACUAGAACCAGUGGUUGGUUGCAGCAUUGGCUCUUCAGAUAUGCCAUGUCUAUGUGUGUCUGUAUCUCACAGUAUAAAAUGUUUGUGUUCAUCAGCAUUCUAAAGAUACAUAAAACAUGCUGUCCUAAACCUUUGCACUAAUAUAUUGCAAUAGUUGAGAAAAGAAUUGCUCGGUUUAAAAUUUUGCAACAUUCAGAGCAUGUUUGUAGCAGAACUUGGAAUGGUUUUCAGUUAGUAUAUAUAGCCCCUUUUGCAUAUACCUCUGUAAAGUUGUAUAGAAAAGGAAAUUUAUGUUCAUUUUGGUAUGUUCUCUUAAAUGUAUUUUUAAAAAUAUGAUUAACUUACAGCAGCCUUUACCAACUCUUGUGUCUUCCACAUGUUUUGGACUACAGCUCCCAUCAGCUCCACCAGUGUGACGGUGCUGCUUGGGGUCGGUGGGAGUUGCAAGUCCAAAAUAACUGGAGGGCUCCAGGUUGGCAUAGACUAAUGAACAGUAUCCUGAACUGGAGUACCUGGUCAACGUUGUGAGAACUGUUAACCUUCAUAGGGUUACAUAGUCACUGAUGUGUUGAAACAGAUGGAUUUGGGGGGUAACAAAAUAGCUCUGUGUUGCCUGAACUGAGCGUUGGAAACUCAUUGUUUUGGAAAUUUUUGUAGUUUGUAAUUCUCACCUAGGAAGGACACAUGGAAAUGUGAGUGCUUGGUAUGGAACAUGCAACUUGUAUAUUAAAAGUAUUUUGAGAAGCUAAA
This is a messenger RNA of Podarcis lilfordi (Lilford's wall lizard), 28920 nucleotides long. The record is from the annotation of a GenBank genome assembly. Lineage: Eukaryota; Metazoa; Chordata; Lepidosauria; Squamata; Lacertidae.